AGCCAAUAGAAGGGAGCCCUUAUCAAACAAUCUUACGUUAGAAUCCAACGCAGCAACGCCGAGCACCCCGAAGUUGCGGUGAUUGUAGCUACGUUCAUCGGGGCCCAGCCUGCCCCCGCAACAUGAGUCGUAAACAAGCGACUUUUGCAGCUCAACAACUCUUACAAACAACCAGCCCGAGCUGGUCUCAGCGAACCCCAUGGCGUCACUUGCACCUGACGCAGAACCCGUUGCAAGAAGGGACCUGGGGACUGCGACGUCGAGCCGCGGCCAGGCUGUCGAUCCUGUAUUCGUGAGGCAGAAGCGCAAACAGGUUGCCAGAGCAUGCGAUGAAUGCCGCGCCUGCCGCAUCAAGUGCGACAGCGGCCGCCCUUGUGCGAAUUGCUCAAGAAAAUCACGCGUGUGCAGCAAUGGCACUCGGGAGAGACCUUCGGCGUUGGCGAUUGCAGAGAAGAAGAUCAAUGAUUUGGAGUCCAACAUCCGUCAGCUUCGCCAAGAAUUGGAACACGAGCGAGCAAAGACAGCCCAGCGAAAGCCUCUGACUCCAUCUUCAAGCUCAACGUCACAAGAAAGCAGCGGCGCAGCUGAGGACUCUUGUUUGGCACCGAAGCGUGCUUUCAACUAUGGCGUCUCCCUUCGGCCCCCGAGAUCGUCCAACGACUCUUGGUUUGGCCCGUCAUGUCUCUACUAUUUCAUCACUCGCUUGGCGCAGCCCCUUGGCCUGAUGUCGCAGCCAUCUACCUCUCUGGAGGGCCUGUUGACGAUGCCAAGCGCAGCCGAUACCUCAAAGCUGGUUGGAGAAAAGGGACCACACGAUGGCCCUGAGGAUACAGCCCAGCUGGUGGAGUCAAUGACACUCGGGGGUUGGAACUCGAUGCAGGAGCAGUAUUUCAUUGACCGUUACUGGGAGGGCUACCACACUGCGUACAUGCCCAUCAUCGAUGAAGCGGAGUUCAAGGCGCAUCACCAGUCUCUGUGGUCAGCUUCUGGGGGCGCUCGCAAGCCAUCUGCUCUGGUCGACAUUGUCGUCGCUGUCUGCAUGCAGCUUGGCGACCCGACUUCGAAUGCUAGCAACGGGGAGAUGAAUUUGACACGGACGGAUGGCGCAAUGGCCGGCCGCCGGUACUAUCGUCGCUGCCAGGCGCUACUAACCUACGAGAUGGAGAGUCCCUCGCUUGCGACUCUGCAGUGUCGCUUACUCUCUGCCUUGUAUGUCUGCGCCGGUUCGUUCCACAACAUGAUGGAUGCCUGUGUCGCCCUGGCCGUGAGGACAGCUUAUGUUCUUAAGCUGCACCUUGAUCCGCCCGAAUCAAUGUCUCCCAAGGAGAAGGAGAAGAGGCGGCGCCUGUGGUGGGCUACCUAUCUUCUGGAGACUAAGAUUGCAACAAAGCUGGGACGGCCGUUCUCCAUCGACGAUGGUCAUGCAAUGCCCCAAUUGCCCAGAGAUGACAUGGAAGCCGCUGCGCUCUCUGGCUCCCUCUUUGCUCCGAUCGGACCUAACGAGACUUGGCUCAGCUUCAACAGGCACCAUAUUGCACUGUACAAAGACGUCAGACAGGCGCACAUUGCCUUUUUCAACACUUGUGCGACAGUGAGUGAGAGUCAAUCAAUCUGGGACAAUGCUGGUACCCUGGAAGUCUGCGCCAGAACUCUUAUCCCGCAUAGGAAGCGGUUGCGGGAGUGGAGGGACUCUGUGCCCAGUGCUCUGCGACAGAAACGUCGUGAUGGUGGCGUCGCGCUGUCGACCGAUGGCACGGCCAUUCUGCUGGAGCCGUUUGCACCACUUUGGCUCCAGCGACAACGCUUGCUUCUCGAACUCGCCUACCAUCAUUUGAGCAUCAACAUGCUCCGCCCUCUGGUCUCUUUUUCCUCCAGGCCUCAAAUUGGCGGGCACGCGGAAGCAUUGGCCAACGACUGCGCAUCUCAUGCUAUUGCAUUUACAAGGAUCGUACAUCAAGUUCUCACAACCGAAGAAACGCUCACGGGCUGGCACGAAACCUUCCAUUGGCAAUGGAACGCAACGAUAACACUUGUGGGAUGUCUACUUGCGAAGCACAACUGGCCAAGUCCCGACCUGCCAAGGGAGGCUAGGCAUGCUGUCGACCUGGCGGCGGUGGUCUGUGAAGAAUUCGCAAAAACGUUUGCAGUCGCCCGCCGUGCCGCGAAAACCAUCCGCGAGCUCUGCAUCAAGAUUGACGCGCUGGCAUUACAGCCAGACAAAGUUCCACGACUUGAGAGCGAAGCAGCCGCAAUGGAGAAAACCACGAAUGCCGCGAUAGCUGUACCAACGUCAGGCGAAGUCGUCUUUGAUGUUGGGACUUCUGUCACUGGGGCUUGUUUCAACUGCCAUGAAAAUCCAAUCAUUCACAAUGGUCCAGCUCCUGAACAGGACUUGUUCGACAUUGUCUUGUCGGUUGACUUCUGGAACGAUAUGGAUGUAUGGUGGCCUGAUUCCACAAUGGAGAUGUGAGCCAAUGCUCGAAGUUGAUAAACAUAUAGUAAUCCACGGAGUCUAUAAUUAUUCUAUCAAAAUCCAUUAGUAUGGCACUUCUCUAUUGAGUCUGGACUUCGCACAAGUGGCUGCGGCUGCAAGUCUGCCAAGGCUCGGGAGGGAAGAUGUGUCGCAAUCGCAUGCAUCGUGAGGACAUGAAGGCGUGGAUAAGUGGGUGUUUGACUACCCGGGACGACAGUGGACACCCCUCACUUUC
Emericellopsis atlantica is the source of this 2708-nucleotide messenger RNA. Its product is annotated as fungal-specific transcription factor domain-containing protein. The transcript has a single exon. Gene Ontology annotation, molecular function: RNA polymerase II cis-regulatory region sequence-specific DNA binding; DNA-binding transcription factor activity, RNA polymerase II-specific; zinc ion binding. NCBI's taxonomy places the organism in Eukaryota, Fungi, Ascomycota, Sordariomycetes, Hypocreales, Bionectriaceae. The coding region runs from base 200 to 2470 and encodes 756 amino acids. The record is from RefSeq and is a predicted model, not a curated record. Gene Ontology annotation, biological process: DNA-templated transcription; positive regulation of transcription from RNA polymerase II promoter by galactose. Gene Ontology annotation, cellular component: nucleus.